AAUAACAUGUACACCCCUCCCUUAUCAGUUAUCACUCAGUGACUACCACUGGAAUCUGCUGCUAUUCCUUUUACAUCUUUUCUCUUUGCUCUUUACUUGACUUCCUGUUUGGGAAGAAAAAGCAAAACAAAAAGAAAUUUUGAAUUCACACUCCAUUACACCCAUCCAGUUUGUAAAUGCUGAGAAUUUGGGUGUGGGUUUUAUUCUUCCACAAAUAAUAGAAGGGAAUGAAUCAAUUCCAAGUCGCCUGGCUUCCCCCUCAAGUUUUCAUCUUUCUUCCGUUGCUUAUUUGACCACUUCCCUGGCCUCAAGUAAAAAGAAAAUCCAAAGAUUCCUCCUCUCCUCUUGAGCUGCUAAACUAAACAUACCCCUCCCUUUCCACAGUACUGAUGCUUUGGUAACUCGACAUUUUCUUGGAUUAAUGUUUUCAACUGUUUCUGUUUGUUAUCAAGCCUCUCGUUGUUUCUUCUUCUUCUUCUUCUUCUUCUUCUUCUUCUUCUUCUUCUUCUCUCUCUCUCUCUCUCUCUCUCUCUCUCUCUCUCUCUCUCUCUCAAGAGCAUUUUUUCCCUCAGUUGCAAGUAGCUUGUUUGCAUCUGUAUUCUGAUGAAAAAUGGAAUCUUUGAGCAGGUUUUCAGAUUUUUCUAUUUAGGUCAUACUGACUGACUGACUGACCGACCGAGAGCUCCAGGGCUUGAUAGACUUGUAUGCUUAUUAGUUUCCAUGGAGAAGAAGAGCAGUGGAUAUAUAAUAUUCGUGAAGCUUGUGUUUGUGUUGUUGUUGUAUUGUGUGGAAUGCCAUGGUGCAACGAUUAAGCGCAUCCCGGCGGCGCCUCCGGCCUCAGAGCGGAGUCCAGAAUUUAGGGGCAAGUUACAAAGAGUUAUGUUGAGCAUCUUGUUGGGAAGCAUAACCGGAUUAGUUUGUGCUCUUGUUUGUGCUUGCCUUGUAAGAUGCGUGUUCAUAUAUAUGAAAAGAGUUCCUAUCCUCAAGGGCCCGGUUGUAUUUUCACCUGAAAUCUCUCCGAAGACCCUACAAUCAGCUCUAGCAAAUGAAAAUGAAAGCCAGGUGCUUGGUUCGAGUCCAAAUGGAAAAUAUUAUAUGACCGUACUCGACAAUGGGUUCAGAAUUGCAGUGAAGAAGGUUGAGCCUUUUGUAAUCGGGUCCGGGUCCCCAGAAGCUCAUAGACGGAUACAGAGGGAGCUGGAGAUACUGGCGAACUUGAGGCACAGGCAUUUGAUGAUGUUAAGGGCAUAUCUUUGUGAAUCUGUUAGGUUUUGUUUGAUUUAUGAUUACAUUCCGACGGGUAGCCUUGAGGAUGCCAUGAAGAGAGCAAGGGAGAAUGAGUUGCAACUUGGGUGGGAUGCCAGGCUACGAAUUGCAGUAGGCAUUAUCAAAGGCCUUCAGUAUCUUCAUUUUACUUGCACGCCUAGAAUCUUGCACUAUAACUUGAAGCCUUCAAAUGUGAUGUUAGAUGCUGACUUUGAACCCAGACUCGGGGAUUGUGGUUUGGCUAGGAUCAUGCACACUUUUGAUGGAAGGUCAUCAGCCUAUAAUGCCCCUGAAUCUUGGCCAAAUUUCAGUAUAUACACGGAGAAGAGUGACAUCUUCAGCUUUGGGGUGAUAUUGGGGAUUCUGUUAACAGGUAAAGAUCCAAGCGAUCCGUUGUUUGGGGAAGCUGCAACAAGCACAGGUAGUGGUGAUAUGGGGAUGUGGUUCAGACAGCUGCUUGAGAAUGGGGAUGAUGCUCGUGAAGCACUUGAUAAGAGUCUCCUUGGAGAAGAAAUGGAGGAAGACGAGAUGUUGAUGGCUGUAAGAAUAGCUGCAGUUUGUCUCUCAGAUAUGCCUGCUGAUCGACCUUCCAGUGAUGAACUUGUUCCCAUGCUCACCCAACUCCACAGUUUUUGAAUCUUUUUUUUUUCUUCCUUGAUGCUAUAAAUCUUUUUUUUUCUUCCUUGAUGCUAUCGCUCUUUGUACAUGGAAGCAACCAAAAUGUCUUCACCAACACCCACCCCAUAAUGAUUUGUUUUUGUUCAUGCUACUUACUAGUGAUUCACGGGAGAUGUUGUAUGCAAUUCAAUUAUGGAUGCAUUGGAUUCUGUUGGCUUAUUUUCAUUACAUUUCAACUUUCCUGUUCA
This is a messenger RNA of Lactuca sativa (garden lettuce), 2132 nucleotides long. It is a transcript of the gene CRN, whose product is annotated as Protein kinase superfamily protein. Lineage: Eukaryota; Viridiplantae; Streptophyta; Magnoliopsida; Asterales; Asteraceae. Gene Ontology annotation, cellular component: membrane. The record is from RefSeq and is a predicted model, not a curated record. Gene Ontology annotation, molecular function: ATP binding; protein kinase activity. Gene Ontology annotation, biological process: protein phosphorylation.